Molecule: messenger RNA, 1029 nt
Organism: Labrus bergylta (ballan wrasse)
Lineage: Eukaryota; Metazoa; Chordata; Actinopteri; Labriformes; Labridae
Source: RefSeq, a predicted model, not a curated record
ACGAAAAUCGACCAAGGCAGUUUUUUUUUCAAAGCGAAACCAAAUCCAUUGAGCAAAAAAAAACAGGGAGAGGAGAAUUGCUUGCGGCAGGAGGUUUACCUGCAACCCUUAAAAGACCCGAUGGCUACCGACAUGCCCAUGGACACGGUGCCGGCUCCUCACCCUGCCCCAGCCUCACCCCCUGAAACUACCCCAGCCUCUCCUCCUGCUCUCAGCUCUGAUGCUGCCCAAGAUCAAAUUCCCGCCAAGGAGCCAGCAUUAGCCGAAACCCCCGACUCAGCAUUGACCUCAGAACACGAUGCCGCUCCAGAUCAUACUCCGGCUCAGCCUGCAGACCCAAACCUGGCCCCCGGCCUUGUUCCAGGCUCUGACCUGCCCCCGACCCCUCUGCCACCACCACUGCCACCAGUCAGCGCCAAGAACCCCAGCUGCAAGAUCAUGACCUUUAGGCCCACCAUGGAGGAGUUCAAAGACUUUGCCAAAUACAUCGUCUACAUGGAGAGUCAAGGAGCUCACCGGGCUGGCCUGGCAAAGGUGAUUCCUCCAGAGGGCUGGAAGCCUCGGAAAUCCUACGACAGCAUCGAGGACAUGGUGAUUCCAGCUCCCAUCACACAGGUUGUGACCGGACAGUCGGGUCUAUUCACUCAGUACAACAUCCAGAAGAAGUCUAUGACUGUAGGAGAGUACCGCAAGAUGGCCAACAGCAAGAAGUAAGUUGGUCGCUUGUUGUUUUGUGUGUUUUCGUUGUUGUGUGUACACAUGGUCAACCACAUACUAAGAGGAAUUGAUACUGAUACUUGUACUGUGCUUUCUCUAGUUUCAUGUCACUGAAAUCAACAAAGACUCAAACAUUUCUUGACGUCUUUUUCUGUUGCUCAAUAUUAUAAACCUACAGGUCUAAAGUUUGAAACCAGCAAGACCAAUAUGUCUACAGGCACUGUAUAAAAUUGAGGCUGUACAUUUGUUUAGAACUGUAUUUUCUGCCCUCUAGUGGUAAAAGUCUUAAAUGAAAUAGAAUCACCACUAUAG